AUGGCAGACACAGCUAGUGAAGAUGAGCGCGAGCGUCUCAAAGCCGCACUCUGGUUUGCAGUCGGUAAAAUCGUCGAUGAAGAGUCAAUCAAGCAGGACUGCAACGCCACGCCUCAAUUCAUCGGUGCGCUGACCGAGAUGGUGUGGGCCCAGAUUGAGUCCGUUGCCGGCGAUUUGGAGAGCUUCAGCCGGCAUGCACGGAGGACCACAGUGACCACAGACGACGUGGUGCUUCUGGCGCGGAAGAACCCUGAUUUGCUUGAUAUUGUCCGCGGCUUCGUCGAUCAGCAAAAGGCAGACAAGCAGAAGAAGGAAAAAGGAAAGGAAAGGCGCUGA
Colletotrichum higginsianum IMI 349063 is the source of this 336-nucleotide messenger RNA. Its product is annotated as Apoptosis-inducing taf9-like domain 1 family. The transcript is spliced from 3 exons. Gene Ontology annotation, cellular component: Fanconi anaemia nuclear complex; FANCM-MHF complex. Lineage: Eukaryota; Fungi; Ascomycota; Sordariomycetes; Glomerellales; Glomerellaceae. Bases 1 to 336 code for a protein of 111 amino acids. Gene Ontology annotation, molecular function: chromatin binding; protein heterodimerization activity. The record is from RefSeq and is a predicted model, not a curated record. Gene Ontology annotation, biological process: resolution of meiotic recombination intermediates; replication fork processing.